Penicillium expansum is the source of this 2853-nucleotide messenger RNA. RefSeq names its product DEAD/DEAH box helicase. The record is from RefSeq and is a predicted model, not a curated record. The transcript is spliced from 11 exons. Lineage: Eukaryota; Fungi; Ascomycota; Eurotiomycetes; Eurotiales; Aspergillaceae. Gene Ontology annotation, molecular function: ATP binding; ATP-dependent chromatin remodeler activity. The coding region runs from base 1 to 2853 and encodes 950 amino acids.
AUGCCCCAGUUCGAAUUCACUAAAAGUGAAAUCGAAAGGCACGGCUGGGACCAGUGUGAUGCUAUCGCACCCAAUGAGCAAUCCGAACCCGACCCCAAGAGACAAUGCAUAGAGCAUUCAUGGAGAACCCAUGAAUCCGUUCUAGAUCCAUACUCAUUGUUUUUAAAUCUUGAUCCGAUUACCAAUACUCAGGACCCUGAAGUAUCCCUCAGCUCCGAGUAUAUCUGGCCUGGCUUCGAAGAUGAGGUGCCCACCAGCAACUUUGACCUCAUGGAUUUCUCCAACCUCAAAAAUGAAGUUUUUUCCGAUCUUACCCAAGAAUCCUCCGGGUUUUAUCUUCAAGCUCCAGAGCUGUCAGAUGCAACCCAAUCCCUUCCUACACCGAAUUCCGACUCCGAUUUUCCUGAUUUGCAACCGAAAAUGUUUGCCGCCCCCAGUACGCUUCCAGAAGACGUAAUUUUCCCGCCGCAAACUUUUCCAUCAAAGCUUUAUGAUACGUGUUUCGGGAUGAUCAUCACGAACGCGUCUUGCCAUAGUUUGCCCAACGAUACUCAAGAUUUCAUUCCAGUGAGCAUACAAGUAUUUGGUGACGUUUUGAAAAUGGGUGACGACAAGACCAAUCGAAAGUUUGGUUUGCUACAUUCACCAGCACUAGCGAAACUUGCACGCGAGUUUACUGUCACAUUCUCUGCUAAGUGUGAGACGACCAAAGAACAAAAAGGCAAGAGACAAUCGCUAGGUUAUAAAGACACGCCGGUACAUAUCGUGUUAUACGGAUUUUGUGAGGAUAUGAGUGCAGUUGAAGAGACUCUCUCCGAGGGUGGUCUAUUUCUCCAGCAUCCAACUGAAGGUGACGCAUCUGUGCCUUACAGAAAUCCUCAGUUUUUGAUGCCCCCGGGCACUGAAAUGCCGCAAAUUGAAGAUCUAGCCAAUGGCUCUGUUUCAGCCGUCACAAAAGUGGAUCAAUCCUUCGAUGAAAAAUGGGCCAGUGAAGUAUUCCAAGCUUUUGAAGGUGUGGAUGGUCCAGCUGAAUUUGCCCCUGUUGAACCAAGCCCGCGGUUGAAAACAAUGCUCAAGGAGCAUCAGAUGAAGGCGCUCUCUAUGAUGACCGAAAAAGAACGUGGUGUCAUUGAAGAGGCAGAUUUCCCAUCUUUAUGGGAAGUUCUGCGGGACUUUGACGGUAACGUUAAGUAUCGACAUGCUGUCACUGGAAUGACACAGAACACUCGCCCACAGCCCCCUAAUGGAGGCAUACUAGCUGAUGAAAUGGGGUUAGGCAAAACACUGAGUGUACUGGCACUCAUUUCGUGGUACCUGGAUGGUUUGCCUUUGGAGAGAACGGAACCGAGCACGACACUUAUCAUCACGACCCUCUCUACAAUCUCCGGGUGGCAACAACAAAUUUCACGACACUUUUGGUCGGGGCAGAUCCGCACAGUGGUCUUCCAUGGCCCACAUCGAGACAAGCUGACAUCGGGACUAUUCGAUCAUGAUGUCGUCAUAACAACAUACGAUACUUUACGUAGUGAAUGGUCAAGUGGGCCACAAAAUAGUGUACUCUUUUCCAACCCAGAGGGAUGGGCUCGGGUGGUUCUUGAUGAAGCACAUCACAUCCGCUCUCAUUCGUCGCAAAUCUUCCAGGCUACAUGUCAAAUUCACGCUCGGUAUCGAUGGUGUCUUACAGGGACCCCGAUUCAGAACCGGUUGGAUGCCUAUGCAGCACUUAUUUCCUUUGUUGGAGUAGAUCCAUUCACCGGUCCACAUGGAAAGGCCAUGUUCACACAAUGGUUGGGUAACCCCAUACAUACCUAUGGGCAGAAUGAGCUGGGAAUUCAGCGCCUGAGAAGGCUCGUUUCUGCGACCUGUCUCAGACGAACGAAAAGCCACGUGCAAGAUCAACUGCGACUACCAUUACGAGUUGAAACGGAACAACUUGUUGAGUUGAAUCCGGGAGAGCGAGGUAUCUACGAUUUCCUUAAAGCCCGAGCUUCUUCUCUCGUCGUGGGUAAACUUACGCAGCGCUCCCAAAUGGAUAAGACGCGAUGGGGCACAAUGCUCUCUCUGAUCGGCUUUUUGAGACUUGUUUGCAACCACGGAGAGCAUCUGUUGCCCGAGGGAGCAACGAAUCUAUACCAUAGCCAGAGCUUACAAGCUAAGGACUUUCAAUUUGACGCAACUAACUUUGAGCUGGAAGGAUUAAACGAAGACCUAACCAGUCUCAGGCCCGGCCCGCCAUUGACACCAAUAGAGCGAGAUGUUGAGGCAAUCAAACAUGAUUAUCGUCCCUCUUCGAAAGUGACUGCCCUAUUAAGGAACCUUCAGAACGAGCAACGUGAUAAUAAUUUACUCUCUGAUAAACGACCGGUUAAGAGCAUCAUAUUUAGUUUCUGGACGAAAAUGCUCGACCUUCUUGAAGUUGCACUGCAAGCAAACAAUUUUGUCUUCCAGCGUAUCGAUGGCAAAACACCGCACGAAAAGAGGUCACUGGCUUUGAAGAUGUUUAGUGAGGACUCGAGGUGCACAGUAAUGCUUGCCAGUGUUGGAAGUGUUGCAGAAGGAGUCGAUCUUACAGCAGCCAGUUGUGUGCACAUGAUUGAACCACAGUGGAAUCCCAUGGUUGAGGCACAGGCUCUCGAUCGAGUCCACCGUAUCGGUCAAGAUCGUGAUGUGACAAUAACUCGCUACAUUGUGAAAGACUCCAUAGAACUGUAUGUUCAAGCGGUCCAGCAAACUAAGUUGAAGCUAGUUCGGCAAUCGUUCAGCGAUGAGACUCCGGAUCAAUCGGUUUUGAGUGAGAAGCGAUUCCAGGUGAGUGAUGUGGUGAAACUCCUUUGUGUCCGACGGUGCCACUGA